AUGGCUCCGGUGCCUGCGCCGGAGCUAGGCAUCCCAGAUUCGUCGUCGACGGUAGACGUGCGAAUCAUCGACACGACAGGCUAUGGGAAAGUCGCGGCGGACAUGAUGUUCACGCCUCCACUGCCAGGACACGAGACCUUUGUGUUCCCAUCCUACUCAAUCCUCAUCAGCAACCAUGAAAAGGGCAAGCACGUGCUAUUCGACCUGGGCAUGCGAAAGGACUGGGAGACGUUCCUUCCCGCGCCGACGGUAGGCUUUGUCAAGCAGAUCAUGCCCUUCUCCGUGGCAUCCAACGUCGAUGAGAUUCUCGACGCCGACGCCGGGAACUUGGGCAUCACGACGAAAUCCAUUUCGGCCGUCAUCUGGUCGCAUCACCAUUUCGACCACCGCGGCGAUCUGUCUCGGUUCGACCCGAGCACUGAGCUGAUCGUCGGGCCUGGGUUCAUGAGGGCUUACACUCCAGCCUACCCGACGAAUCCUGAGAGCAGCAUUCAGGAGUCGGAGCUCGCCAGCCAUCCGGUGCGGGAACUCGACGAUGCAGCGUUUACUCUGCAGCUGGGACCGGUUCCAGCGCAUGACUUCUUCGGCGACGGUUCCUUCUACAUCCUCUCGACGCCAGGCCACACCGUGGGCCAUCUCGCCGCGCUCGCCCGUGUCACUAGCAACGGCAAUGGUAGCGACAGUGACGCAGGCCAAAACCCAUCCUUCAUCUUCCUCGGCGGCGAUUGCGCACAUUACCCAGGCAUCUUCCGUCCCACAACCUACAAGCCGCUCCCCCAACAAAUCCCCGAAUUCCCACGCUCAGCAUUCGGCACGUCCCCCUGCCCGGGCAUCUGGCUGCAAAACUAUAUCCACCCGCAGAAAUCCGCCACGGAGCCCUUCUUAAAACCCAAUCCGCGCGUGAACGAGAUCCCCGAGAAGGCAAUGCACAGCCUCUCCGCGAUGCAGGAGUUCGAUGCUAGCCCCGACGUUUUAGUCUGUAUCGCUCAUGAUGGGGGUUUGUUGGGGAAUGUUGAUUUCUACCCGGAGAGGUUGAAUGGGUGGAGGAAGAAGGGCGUGAAGAACAAGGUGCAUUGGAAUUUUUGUGGGGAUUUUGAUGUACAUGCCGGGAAGGAGAAGGUCGAAGCUGACAAUGGUGGUAAUGCUUGA
Exophiala aquamarina CBS 119918 is the source of this 1149-nucleotide messenger RNA. RefSeq lists its product as uncharacterized. The record is from RefSeq and is a predicted model, not a curated record. The transcript has a single exon. NCBI's taxonomy places the organism in Eukaryota, Fungi, Ascomycota, Eurotiomycetes, Chaetothyriales, Herpotrichiellaceae. The coding region runs from base 1 to 1149 and encodes 382 amino acids.